Molecule: messenger RNA, 3827 nt
Organism: Purpureocillium takamizusanense
Lineage: Eukaryota; Fungi; Ascomycota; Sordariomycetes; Hypocreales; Ophiocordycipitaceae
Gene: CSE1
Product: importin-alpha export receptor
Exons: 7
Coding region: 147-3026 (959 amino acids)
Biological process (GO): protein import into nucleus; protein export from nucleus
Cellular component (GO): cytosol; nuclear envelope
Molecular function (GO): small GTPase binding; nuclear export signal receptor activity
Source: RefSeq, a predicted model, not a curated record
UGACAAAGAGGUGAAGCACCCAAACAAACCAAACCAACCCGACCUUCAGCUUCUCCCGCACCUCCACCACCCCAAACUACUUCUCGCAUCACCACGUCCACCUCGUGUCGCAGCUCUCUCAACGACCCCCCCUGCGAGAUCUCACGAUGGCGGCCGACAUUGGUCACAUUGCUCAGCUGCUCAACGCGACCCUCGACCCCACGCAGCACCGCAAAGCCGAGACCGCCCUCAAGCAGGAAGCAGUCAAGCCUCACUACUCACUCAGCCUGCUCAACAUUGUCAACUCCGAAUCCCUACCCCUCAAUACCCGCCUUGCCGCCGCACUCGCCUUCAAAAACUUCAUCCGAUUCAACUAUGUGGACGAAGAGGGCAACUACAAACUGCCGCCAGAUGAGGUCGGCACCAUCAAGGAGCGCCUCAUCGGCCUCAUGAUCUCAUCGCCACCCACCGUCCAGAGCCAGCUUGGUGAGGCUAUCAGCAUCAUUGCGGAUUCGGACUUUUGGCGAAGGUGGGACACACUCACGCAGGAACUCGUCAGCCGUUUCUCCAACACCGACCCCAAAAUCAACAUUGGUGUGCUCGAGGUAGCGCACUCCAUCUUCGCUCGAUGGCGGCCGCUCCUGAGAACCGACGAGCUGUACACGGAGAUCAACCACGUCAUCAACACGUUUGGACAACCAUUUGUUCAGCUCCUCGUGACCACAAACGACAUAAUCGACCAAAACACAAACAACAAGGACGUGCUCCAGGGCUGGUUCGAGGUCCUCGAUCUCCAGAUCAAAAUCAUGUACGAUAUGUCGUGUCACGAUAUCCCGCCCAUCUUCGACGAGAAUCUCAAAAGCAUCGCCACGCUUCUGCACAAGUAUCUCGACUACACAAACCCCGUCUUGCAAACGGACGAUGAUACCGAGGCGAGCAUAGCCGACACCGUCAAGGCUGAUAUAUGUGAACUGCUCGAGCUGUUCACGACCAAGUACGACGAGGACUGGGCAAAGUACUGCGAACCAUUCAUCACGAGUGCCUGGAAUCUACUGUCCACGAUUGGCCAGGAAACCAAAUACGACACGGUCGUCAGCAAGGCCCUCCACUUCCUCACCGCCGUUGCCUCGAAUCCGAAGCACUCUAGCAUGUUCAACGACGAGAACGUCCUCACACAGAUCGUGGAGAAGGUCAUCCUGCCCAAUGUCGCACUUAGAGAGUCUGAUCUGGAGAUGUUUGAGGACGAGCCGAUCGAGUUCAUCCGUCGCGACCUGGAAGGCUCAGACACAGAUUCGCGGAGAAGGUCUGCGACCGACUUCCUCCGCAAGCUUCAAGAAAACUUUGAGUCGUUGGUGACCAGCACUGUCACGAGGUACAUCACCCACUACCUGACUCUGGGCAAGUCGGACUGGAAGGCGAAAGACACGGCAGUCUACCUCUACUUGUCCAUCGCGGCAAAGGGAGCCGUGACGGCCGCCCAGGGUGUCAAGACUGUCAACCCGUUGGUCAAUGUUGUCGAGUUCUUUGAGCAGAAUAUCGCUGCCGAUCUGAUGGGCGGCGAGAGCGUCUCGCCCAUCUCGAGGGUCGAUGCGAUCAAGUACCUCUACACGUUCCGGAGCCAGCUGUCCAAGGAGCAGUGGAAGCUCGCGCUGGGCCCGCUGGUCCAGAACCUCAACUCGUCCAACUACGUUGUGUACACGUACGCUGCCAUUGCGGUGGAACGCGUACUCUUCUUGGCCGAUGACGCCGGCAACCAAAUGUUCCCCCGCGUCGACAUUGAGCCAUUCGCCAAGGACCUGCUGACGCAUCUUUUCAAGCUGAUUGAGAAGGAGACGAGUCCUGCCAAGCUACAGGAGAAUGAGUUCUUGAUGCGCUGCGUGAUGCGUAUCCUGAUCGUCAUCAAGGAUGGUGCUACGCCUGUCCUGGAGAAUGUCUUGACCCAUCUCAUCCUCAUCACCAAUGUGAUGAAGCAGAACCCGAGCAACCCGAGGUUUUACUACUACCAUUUCGAGGCGAUGGGCGCUCUCGUGCGGUAUUGCUCAGGCACAAGCGCUGCUCUCUUUAACCAAAAACUGUGGGAGCCAUUCAACAAGAUCCUGGCGGAGGACGUUUCCGAGUUCUUGCCUUACAUUUUUCAAAUUUUGGCCCAGUUCCUUGAAUCCUGCCCCUCGCAGGAUGUGUCGGACGAGUACAAAGUCCUCCUCGGUCCUCUUCUUGCGGCGCCUCUGUGGGAGGUCCGCGGCAACGUCCCUGCCUGCACCCGCCUGUUGUCGGCGGUCAUUCCCAAGGCCGCCAAGGUCAUUGUUGCAGAGAACCAGCUAGAGCCGGUGCUGGGUAUUUUCCAGAAGCUGCUGAGCAGCAAGAAGUCGGAGCUCAUGUCGUUCGAUGUCCUGGAUGCGAUUAUCCACUCUUUUGAGCCGGCAACCAUCGACCAGUACUUUGGAACGAUCGUGCAACUGCUCUACACGAAGCUGCAGGGAUCACCUCCAGAGACGUUCAAGAUCCGCUUCGCGCGUUUCUACCACCUUGUCGGCGCCAGGCUUGAGGCUGGCUAUGGAGCGGAUUACUUCAUCAAGAAGUCGGACCAGCUUGACGAGAGAGCAUUUUCUCAGGUCUACCCGCCCUUCGUGCUGGCCGAGACGGAGAAGCUUGCCAAGCCAGUGGAUCGCAAGACAGCCGUGGUGUCUCUGACGAAGACGCUGUGCGACUCGCAAGUGUUUGCCCAGAAGUUCAUGAAGGGCUGGGCCAACAGCUGCCGCAUCCUGCUGUCCCUGCUGGCGAACCCUCCGGCCGUCUCCGGCGGACUUGGCGAUGAGAUCAUCACCGAGGCAUCGGUCGACGAUAUUGGCUUUGGCAUGACCUUUACUGCGUUGAACACAUGCAGGCCUGUGGUGCAGGACGACUUCCCAGAAGUUGUCGACGUGACCAAAUGGGUCAAGGACUACAUGGUGGCGGCCAACGCGCGGCACGGCGGAGCCAUCGAGAGUUUCAUCGGCCAGCGGCUGCCUGCCGACCAGCAGGCGGCGAUUGCGCAGUUUAUUCGCUGACGGAAGAGGGAGACCUGCAAUCGGGCGGCUGCAGAUGUUACUACACAAAACGGGGCGAGCGCAUCCCAUCCCAUGCAGUGCAGGGGGACAAGUGUGGGAUACCCCGCAAGGGGCACACGGCGGCAGGGUUCCUGGAAUAUAGGCAGGGACAAGGGACGGUGAACAUGGAAGAUACCACUUGCGAGAACGAACUCGUAUGCGGCCCCGGAGAGAAUUACAGGGCACGUCUAUCAAAAGCCCAGCUUCCUGGCCGGGGGGGCACGUAACGUGGAAACAACGCGUCGGGAACGAUAGUAGUUGACGCAUCGGCCACACACAAUGUCAAAUUACGAUCAGCCAAAUCCUGCCUCGUUGUCCCGUUGCCAUCGCGGGACCGGGCGAUGCACCCGGUUGACGUCCGUGGGAGUCUUGACGGUAAUGCCCGCAGCAAGUGACUAGUAGUUGAUACCAUAUUGGUUUCAGUCGCGCCCGGCAGGCAGAUAGACGCCCCUCGAGCGUCAUGCGUACUGAUCGAAGGCGUGAGCGUCGUCCCUCCCUCUGUCCGUUCACCCAACCAUCCGUCAUAACAUGUAUGGGGACGUCGACUAAUUGCCCAACACACACUCCAUCUCUCAAGGAGACGCCCGACACGUCCACACGCGCGACAGUCAGUCAGUUGGCCCGCUCCUCUGCGCCCCUCCCCAAGUCUAGUAGUAAUAACAAGGAGUCUCCGGCAGACCGGACCGUCUGUAUUCGGGGCUCUAGAAGGUUGAGCUGCAUGCGUCUAGAUGGGUAGCUUAUACAUGUACAAGAAAAGAAGGC